AUUCACUUAAGAAAUUGAUCAUUAUGUGAUUUUGUAAGUAGCACAUAGUAUAAAAAUUAUGUAAACAGAACUCUAUUGAAGAAAAUGAUCAAAAAUGAACGAUGUAUAAAAAUAUAGAAUCCUUUUGGGAUUUGGAUGCUGCUUUAUUCACAUUUGUUAGUUUCUAUAUUAUAGAACGUUACAUCAAAUGCUACUUUAACAAUCAAUAUUCUUGCCUAACUAAGAAUGAAAUUAUGGACCCGUUAAAUAUAUGGAAUUGUGUAUAAUUGGAGAUAAUUGAAACAAAAUAAUUUAGAAAUAUUUUUAGGGCCACCAUUUAAAAGUUGAUCAAAUCUAAAUAGUUAUUAGAACCUGACCAUAAUAAGUGUUUAAUUACUUUGAGUGUUAUGUAAAUGAGAAAAGUCUUUGGAUCAGUCUAUACUAAGAACUACUUGAAAAAUUUGAGUUGA
Messenger RNA from Paramecium primaurelia, 449 nucleotides. NCBI's taxonomy places the organism in Eukaryota, Ciliophora, Oligohymenophorea, Peniculida, Parameciidae. The record is from the annotation of a GenBank genome assembly.